UAAUAAUUUUCAAAAUUAAGAUAUUGUUUGCGUCUCUUUUGUCAGUGUGUGGCCCCCUUGGUCCUUUUUUUGCCCAUAUGCAGCUGCAGGGUAUCCCCAAGAAUAUGUUUUAGUGAUUAAUCUGGCGUGUAUUUCAAGUACAUGAGUCUGGGUCUUCUCAACCUAAGGAGUUUGCAUACAACAAAUUGUUUACAGCUGCUUUCACCUUUACAGAUCUAGGCAUGAGUCUGCGUCCUCUCAGCCUAACGAGUCUGCAUCCAACACACUGCUGCUUCUCUCAAGAUGCCAAAGAGUGACACCUGGCCAGGUGUGAUAGUACCCGACACCAUGAAGGAGAUGGACAGCGCAGGAAGCUGCGACAGCGUCGUCAGCAUCAACUCUACUUUUAGUGAUGACAGCCUGGAAUACCUGUCUCCAGAGGAGAGGGCCUGCCUUAUGUUCCUGGAGGAGACCAUCGAGUCUCUGGAGACGGAGGAGGACAGCGGACUGUCCAAUGAUGAGCCGGACCAUCUCCCCAUGCCGGGGAACCUGGCUGCCAGGAUGGCAAACCUCUCUGCCUCCAUGUCCAAAAGCAAAAUAACGGAUGUGUCCAUUUCUCGCAAGGCAGAAGUUGCGAAAAACAACAACAACAAACCUGGCCAAGAUCAUAACCAGGUCCAUAAUUACCUUGUCCCCACACCACUGGUCAUGGCCAAUGGAAACAACAAAUCAAAGAACGGCAUCGUACCAAGGGGAUUGAGAUCCCCCAAACCGGCAAGGGCGGCUGUAAACGGCCAUGAUCAUACAGAUUCCCAUGUGUUUGUAGUGUUAAAGGUGACGAGUGGCACCACAGACCACACAAGCCUACUGGACCACAAGCCUGAGCAGGAGACGGGCCCGGAACGGUCCAACCCACGGGGGCCUCUCUCGUAUGGGGACCUUGUGCAGCUCCGUAAAGCCGCCUGCGAUAGGAAAGGACAGGAGACCUGUGCGACCCUUGAGGACAAGGAUAAGCAGCCUUCUAAGCCAAUUAAACAUAUUCCCCUUGAGUGUGACAGUACACACGCACCGACAGACCAGUUGGGGACGAGGAAGCCCGUCGUCCCUCCUGCCGUGGCACCCAAACCCAAAAGGAUCCCCGCAAGUAUCCCUGUGAGCCCCACGGCCCCGGGGACUGACAAGUGCCCCAUGAACCCCCAGAAAGUGAGGCUGGAGGCCUUGUAUAAACUGGGACUGCUGAAGGAUCAACAGUCGUCCACAGCUCCCUGUCCAAGCCAGCCAGAUCAGUGCGAUUGGUCACGGCCGCCCGGGUUUCCACCACCUCGUCCCCCAGCCUCCAAGCCAGCCCUGGACCCAUUCCACUCUAAACAGGGCCCGAAACCCCCCGCAGCGGAGCUCAUAGCCAGGAAGACCACGCACUGGACGAGUGGCGUCGUCCAUCACCGCUCCAUGAGCGAUAUGUCACACAUCCCGCAGCCGGUGUCCGCGAGGCCCGCGGGUGGCAAGUCUGUCACGCUGGAGCGAUCUGGACUAGGCCUGGGUAGCUCGUUCUCCAGCCAGAGCUUCUGCGAGAGAAAAGAUGGCAAGAGCACCACAUUAAUACCACGGGCGAUUGCCAAUGGUGUGCUCCCACACGGGAAACCCCGCUCCAAGACCCUGGAGUCUUUGAAGGACGAGUGCACUGGCAGUGGCAGCGGGGUCGGACGCUUAGAUCGCAGCGCUUCCUUCCAGACGAGACCACAGGCGUCUGGGGUCAAAGGCCACGUGCACAGCCAGUCGGCGACCUCAGGAGUACAGCUUCCUCCUCGCAUGGCAGAGGAGCGUCGGGAGGCUCUGAGGAAACUGGGACUGCUGAAGGACUGAGGAAAACAUCCCAGAAUUACAAGCUCUUGUGGUCUUCUCCAGAGGGAAUAUUAGUAUUGAUGGUUUGGCAUGAAGUGUACUGUGUUGGGAUUCAUGGUUGACACACAAUCACAACUGACUAAAACCCAGCUAGCAAUCUUGCAAGCUGCAUUGUACAUUUAGGGAGGUGUCUUGGUGCCUUGUUUUAGGAGGCCUACUGUGACAUGUAAUUUUUUUGUUGUUGGGUUUUUUUUUACGACAUGGAGUGAAUUCUGUGUCUGUCUGAUUAACUUCAGGGUAGGUGUGAGGGAUAGAAAAAAUGGUAUGCUCGUCAUGAGUUUGGUAAGCUACAAGGUGCACUUGGUGUCAGCUUUGAUGUUAGGCCGCAAAAACCAUCCUUAUGGACACCUCAAAAAUCAAAUUAAUAAAUAAUUCUGCGUGCAUUACACCUGUAUGCAUGAGUAACUAGACUAACCUAGACACACAGUUGUUGCACCGCUAUCAUUUUGUGACCUGACCGCCUGUAACCGUAGACUGUUUUGACCCCAUUACGCGGAUAUAUGGCCUGUUAGUUACCCGCAGUGUUAUCACUUAUGAUCAUCAUCAGACGCACACCGCAUUCAGUCCGUGUCCCUUUCACCACUGGCUAGAGUUACCUGGACAAAGCUCAGGUGUCUUGGCAGUCAUUUUCUUUUUCUUCAAUGCAGCAUCAAAAGUCAAAUCAUUGCAACAUAAAGUAGUUGCUUGCAUGGUACUUUAUUUUAAAUAAGCAGUCAAACAAUGCCCCAAGAAAAAAAUGCUGCAUGUUUUUUUUAAGUGCUUUGCAUGCCGAGGUUUGUGGGUUAACUCCCAAGUUAGCUCGUCGAGCACAGGGGGGAAUUAAAUGGUCGAAGGUAUUCUGAUAGGGGGAUAAGGCACAAAUAGAAAUCGGAGCCGUUGCGUAAGAAGCCAUGGUGUAUAAACACUGUGGGCUUUAAAAAUCAAGCUGUUUUUCAGCCCUGACUUUCAUCACUUAUUAACCCACUUCAUUCUUUUCUCCUCACCUCACCAACAGUUUGAGUCGUGGCAAAGAAUGCUUUCACAGUGCAGGUAUAAAGCAGUUGAAUGCCUUCUCUCCCAGUUUCAGUCGGCACGUACACUAUGUUCCAAGGUUUCUCAUUACUGCAAGCUUCCUCCCCUUAACACACACACACAUGCAGUCGCCCACACACACACAAGACACAAAUACACACAAGACACAAAUGCACGCACACACACACACACACACACACACACACACACACACACACACACACACACACACACACACACACACACACACACACACACACACACACACACACACACACACACUACUCGCUCGAUAGUCAAACUACUCAUCUUACACGCAGGCCACUGGCAUUUGAGAUCUCUCGUCAACAGGGUUCUGCACUUUCAGAUUAUAAUGCUCCUCUUUGUGAAAAACGUCCCCACAGCCCUACAGUAGCUCCACAGACACCACUGACUAAAGUCUAGCGGGUAAUCGACUUUGCUAUUAAUAAUCAGUCACACAACAAACACUUGGUGUUAAUGACCCUCACUGACCAAAAGCAACAGAGAUAUUUUGCUAGACAGAAGGAGAGGGACUUUGCAGGGGUGUGUGUGUGUAUGUGUAUGUGUGUGUGUUUGGGAUAUCCAUCUCAUGGUGACAAUAGGAGCUUGGUUGCCAUAACAGCUGAGAGGGAUGAUCUGAUAGCGGAGUGUUAUGAUUGAGUUGCCAGCUCCAGCGCUUUGCAUAGCGGAGGAGGACGGACUUAAACACCACUCAGAGACUCAGAGGGACAGACAAAGCUGCGACUGUGUGGUCCCAUCCGGCCACAGUGAGAAAUGUGAUCUUGAGGAAGAUACCUGACACUAUAAAAGCACUAUUCAAAUGAAGGCCCCUAGUGCAAGACAAAAGAUGGGACGUUUGACUGUUCGUGGCAACGGCCUCUUUGUGGGGGAACGUUUGUGCUGCUUGGGGGUGUAGAUAUAUACACUGAACAUUGCCUUAAAAAGACUACUUUGCACAUUAUGUUGUCAGAAAGGCAAAUACUGCUCAUGGUGUUGUAGCGAUAAGAUGUAUUAAGUAAAUACUGCAUUUGUUUUCCCAGUGGCACAAAGUACAAUGACUAUACAUUGCAGUGAUGAUUCUAAAGGUAAGAUGUGCUAU
Messenger RNA from Engraulis encrasicolus (European anchovy), 4012 nucleotides. RefSeq lists its product as uncharacterized. The record is from RefSeq and is a predicted model, not a curated record. NCBI's taxonomy places the organism in Eukaryota, Metazoa, Chordata, Actinopteri, Clupeiformes, Engraulidae. The coding region runs from base 283 to 1842 and encodes 519 amino acids. The transcript is spliced from 3 exons.